Fusarium proliferatum ET1 is the source of this 873-nucleotide messenger RNA. RefSeq lists its product as uncharacterized. The coding region runs from base 1 to 873 and encodes 290 amino acids. The transcript is spliced from 2 exons. NCBI's taxonomy places the organism in Eukaryota, Fungi, Ascomycota, Sordariomycetes, Hypocreales, Nectriaceae. The record is from RefSeq and is a predicted model, not a curated record.
AUGUUGUUCCCCAAGUCCAAGCGGGCCUCCGCCCCUGGCUUCAAGAUUUGCUUCAACGACAAUAGUGGCGCAGGGCACCGUAUAUUCCACCUCGAUAUCAAGGAUACCGAAGGCGUCAAGAUACUCGCGCACCCAAUGGACCAAUGGGCCAUUGCCAAUAGUUCCUUCGUUAUAUGCAACCAAGAGGAUACUCCGACUCCAGAACGCGAGCCAGUGUCCAUGGACAGCGGAUCACCAUGUGAGGCCCUAAUUUUUACUAUGGAGAAAUUGGAUCUUCUCGGAGACACGAAAUACAACGGCACGGUUGAUGUCGAGAGGGUUGCAGAACGGGUCAAGACCGAAAGGAUCCUCGAAGGUACGUUGACUCCGGAUCCUGACCGAGACUAUGAAGGCGAAUUUACCCUCUUGUUCCUAUCAUUCGAAGAGGCUCAACGGGAACGACAACCAGAUAUUGUUGAUGAUGGUUCGAAAGGGUGGAAAUUUCUGCAUGGCAUUAUCACCGCAGGGCAGAGGGAUGAGCCCAGCGAACUUCCUGCUUACCAUCCCAGCCAACGAGCAUUUCUCCUUGCUCGGAAAUUCAGGGGGGCUUUCCUGGUUACCUGUUCUAUACGAAACAUUGAUGCUUGCAGCCAUGCGGAACUCCUGAAGCUCAUUUGGCAGAUGGAGAUGACCGGAUGGAAUGACAUGAUCUAUGUCACCGAGAAGGACGAGGAGGUCCCUUACCGUAUCGAAAGCAAGAAAAAAGCCGAAGUGUUGGAUUGGGGACGUUUUGAAGAUGAUUAUGAGCGCCCACCGAUGCCAGCUAAUGAGGUUAGGACAGGCAAGAAACUUAGGAGCUUUAUCCUAGACAAUAAGACGAUUUCGGUAAGUUGA